UUUUUCGACCCGCUAGGCGAGACCGAACCCAGCACUACUGUCUACACACUCACCGUUCUAUGCCCCCCACGUCCACCACCACGAUGGCUGCCCAAGUUCUUUACCCGCACACCAGUCUCCUGUAGAGAUUACAACAGCACUCACUUCAGCAUACGUCCACGUGACGAUGAUCCUCGAAACCCGAACUACGACUGUUUUGAGCUCUAUCACCUUAAUGGCAUGAAGAGGAAAACCGUCAAAAUCAAGUGUGGCUGGUUUCCCCUGGAGAUGAGGUGCGUGCACGUACAGAAUGGUACGAAGAGAUGCGAUGAGGGUUGCUAUGUUCUAGAAAAGGGUGGUGACCUAGCGAGGUGGAUGUGUAAGCAGACGGACUGUGAGGGACAUGUAUACUGUGAUAAUGUAGUAGAAGAUGGCGAUAAGGUUGUGUGUUUUGGAAAGAAA
Messenger RNA from Dothidotthia symphoricarpi CBS 119687, 441 nucleotides. RefSeq lists its product as uncharacterized. The transcript has a single exon. The record is from RefSeq and is a predicted model, not a curated record. The annotation marks the transcript as partial. NCBI's taxonomy places the organism in Eukaryota, Fungi, Ascomycota, Dothideomycetes, Pleosporales, Dothidotthiaceae.